AUGAUUGAUACACUGUCGAUUGUGAGCGACAGCGGCGUGGUGCUGUGGCAGUGUACAACCCACGAAACAGGGCGGCGUACCAUGGUGAACAAACUGAUCCAGGAAGUGCUGCUAGAGGAUCGUGCGGGUCACGCGCAAUACAACGUGGACGACUACCAGCUGCGGUGGACCUUGGAGAACGACGCCAGGUUCUUCGUCGUCGCGGUGUAUCCCAAGUUCUUCAAGCCGCACUACAUGCACGUUUUUCUGCGCGACAUCGCAACUACCUUUGCUAAGAAAUACGGCAAGCAAACUGCCCAGCAGGACUUCUUUUUCAACACUCAAGGGAGCAGCAAGCAGGUGCCGGCCGCAAACUUGAUGGAGUUCAGUGCGGAGUACGCCGCGCUGCUCGCGAAGUUCAAUGCCAGCGAGGAGGCGGCCUCGCGGCAUGGCGUAGAAGGCGAGGAUAGGGAUGAGGCUGCGUGCAGCGGUAGCAGUAGUGCCGCGGGAGAGGCAAGCAACAGCGUCUCCGCGCAGGAGGACGACGCGGACGACGACGUGUAUGGGGACAGCCCCCAGCAGCCCGCCACACAGAAUGCAGGCAAGGUUAUCGUGACUAAAGAUGGUCGUCGUCUCACUAUUGGCGGCGGUCCUGGAAAGAGCAAUGCAAGUGGUGCAUCGGAGGCGGCGGCAUCCAGCGGCUCGGCCAAGAAGCGUGGCAAGAAGCCGACCAGGUGGGACAACCCCGGGGCCGUUCACGACCCCAUGGUGGAGAAGCAGUUACACGAGAAGAAGGCAACCGAGGCGGAGCUGCAGGCGCAGGCUAGCAUACAGCGCGAGACGUACAUCAAGCGCCUGCCUAAUGGUGCUAUUGCCCCGGUGAAGGAGCGAGAGUGGGAGGGGCAGUCGCGUGGUCGCUUGGCGACGUGGCUGCGCUCCUAUGUCGGCACCCGAGAGGUAGACGCAGAGGACUUGAAGAACAUCAUCCCUGACUUGCGCGAGAAGCUCAUUGCGAAGAACGUUGCCGUGGAGGUUGCCGAGCACGUGUGCAAGUCUGUCGAGGCCUCCCUAGCUGGCAAGCGGCUCGGCACGUUCGACUCGCUCUACAAGACCGUCGAGGACGCCAUGAUGGCCUCGCUGCGUCGCAUUCUGCAGCCGAAGCGCGAGGUGAACCUCUUACGCGACGUGGCCGCUGCCAAGGCCGCCGGGAAACCUUACUCCAUUGUCCUCUGCGGCGUGAAUGGGGUGGGUAAGUCUACGUCCCUCGCAAAGAUAACCUAUUGGCUGCAACAGAACGGUAAUUCGGUCCUCUUGGCCGCCGGCGACACCUUCCGACAUGGUGCGGUGGAGCAGCUAGGGGUGCACGGGCGGUGCUUGGGGGUCCCUGUCUUUCAGCUAGGCUACGGAACCGAUCCUUCCGCCGUUGCUGCGGCAGCAAUGGCGCAGGCAAACAAGCAGCACAUCGACGUAGUAAUGGUCGACACGGCUGGCAGGAUGCAGGAUCACGAGUCUCGCAUGCGAGCCUUGGCAAAGCUCAUCCAUGACAAUCAACCGGAUCUCGUCCUCUUUGUUGGCGAGGCUCUAGUGGGCAACAAUGGCAUCGAUCAGCUGCGCAAGUUCAAUCAGUGUCUCGUGGACUUCGCGCCUGUCGGGUCUCGGUCGCGCGGUAUCGAUGGCAUUGUGCUGACCAAGUUCGACACGAUCGACGACAAGGUCGGCGCAGCGCUCUCCAUGGUGUACGAACUCGGUCAGCCCAUCGUGUUCGUGGGCGUUGGGCAGACCUACCAGGACUUGAAGGUGAUCGAGCCGGAGGUGGUGGUGAGUGCGCUAAUGAAGUGA
Leishmania mexicana MHOM/GT/2001/U1103 is the source of this 1818-nucleotide messenger RNA. Its product is annotated as putative signal recognition particle receptor like protein. NCBI's taxonomy places the organism in Eukaryota, Euglenozoa, Kinetoplastea, Trypanosomatida, Trypanosomatidae. Gene Ontology annotation, biological process: SRP-dependent cotranslational protein targeting to membrane. Gene Ontology annotation, cellular component: signal recognition particle receptor complex; endoplasmic reticulum membrane. The record is from RefSeq and is a predicted model, not a curated record. Gene Ontology annotation, molecular function: signal recognition particle binding; ATP hydrolysis activity; GTPase activity. The transcript has a single exon. The coding region runs from base 1 to 1818 and encodes 605 amino acids.